GUUUUGAUUCUUCUGUUAAGCGUCAGCCACAUGUUUUUUUCUACUUGAAGAUGUCUUUGAUCUUUCGUCGUCAAAAUAUUAUCCUCUUUGACUCUAUUUUGCGUAGAAGACUUUUCUUCCUCCAGAAGUUUCCCUUUUCUUCUAUUUUAAAUCUUCUUUCGCACUUGGAGAUUCACGAGUUUGUCGGAUCGAUCCAUUUUUAGUUUUUUUUUAACUCGGGCUUGCUCAGUUAGGAAUGUUCACCUAGUACACCACAAGAGUUGCACACGAUGGUUGAUUUUCAUCUUUUGCUAUGAACGGUCCUUGACAAUGAUUUGAUGAAAAAGAAUCUAUUCUUUCGCAGAUCCAUGACCACGACCAGCCGUAAAAACACACAUUGGUGUAACACUUGUAGACGAGGAGUUCGUCUUCAAGGAGAGGGAAGAAGAGGAGGAGCUUGCAUUCACUGUGGUGACGUCUUUCUUGAAAGGCUAUAUGAGAACGUGGAACUAAGCCCUUUUGAUUUCUUUGGAUUAGCCUUUGAAGAAGAAGCUCAUAACCGUGGCAACAACAGAAGAUCGGUUCUUGGAGGAGACCAACUAAGUUUCGAAGAGCUGUUUAACCGUCUGUCAACGCAAGACCGUCGCGGUCCUCCUCCCGCUUCACUAGCCGCGAUCAACACGUUGCAAAAGAUCAAAAUCAGGCAGAAGCAUAUCGGUAAUUUGGAUCUGUGUUGCCCGGUUUGUCAAGACCGGUUUGAAAUAGGAUCGGAUGCAAGAAAGAUGCCGUGUAAACAUAUCUACCAUUCAGAAUGUAUAGCCCCGUGGUUAGUCCAGCGUAAUACUUGCCCGGUGUGUCGCAAAGAACUGCCACAAGACCGGAAUAAUGGCUGGAAAAAGCCAUUUAUGUAUCUGUGGCCGUUCAGGUCUUCUGGUUUGGCCUAAAACCACAAUGGAUCACCUUUCCAUUGAGAUGCUUUUGUAUUAUAAUCCAUGUUAGUAUAUAAUGUUUUUUUUUUUAAAUGUGGCUUUUCAACAGUUGGUUUUCUAGCUACAUUGUAGUCUUACUCUUAUGUAAUGUAUUAAAAUACAUUUGUUUAUUUUGUACUAUAAACAAUUUUUGAAUAAAUUUUUCUUUUUAAAUGGA
Molecule: messenger RNA, 1125 nt
Organism: Camelina sativa (false flax)
Lineage: Eukaryota; Viridiplantae; Streptophyta; Magnoliopsida; Brassicales; Brassicaceae
Source: RefSeq, a predicted model, not a curated record